This is a messenger RNA of Anopheles funestus (African malaria mosquito), 452 nucleotides long. RefSeq lists its product as uncharacterized. The transcript is spliced from 4 exons. Gene Ontology annotation, cellular component: cytoplasm; lysosome; Ragulator complex. Gene Ontology annotation, molecular function: guanyl-nucleotide exchange factor activity. The record is from RefSeq and is a predicted model, not a curated record. Gene Ontology annotation, biological process: cellular response to amino acid stimulus; positive regulation of TORC1 signaling. Lineage: Eukaryota; Metazoa; Arthropoda; Insecta; Diptera; Culicidae. The coding region runs from base 132 to 404 and encodes 90 amino acids.
GAAUGUUUUGUUUAGUUUAUCAUCACAGAAUCUGCUGCGAGUAUUUCCUUUAUAAGCGCUAGAAAUACGCUACAGAGAAACAAAUAAAUUUUACCGCCGUAUAAGAUAAGUAAUCAAGGCAGGCAGGCGCCAUGGAACAUCAAGUCGACAGCAUACUGGAUAAAGUCAUGGACGUUCCGGGCAAUAUUGGAUGCCUGUUAGCAAAUAACCAAGGGCUGUGUCUGGGAGUCAAAGGUAAUGCAUCGGAACAAUCUGCUGGAAUAAUCGUAGCUAUAUCGGACUUGGCAUCGAAAUUAGAUCCUAGCAAUAGUUCUCCGGUGAUUUCACUAGAAUCGAACGACAAAAUAUGUAUGAUCCACAAACACGGAAUUACAGGAGCGAUCUAUAAACAAAAAGGAGCAUAGAUGUAAUCUUACGUAGGUUGUAAUAAACCGUCAUUUGUUUAAAAUCAA